This is a messenger RNA of Trypanosoma cruzi, 774 nucleotides long. Its product is annotated as mucin-associated surface protein (MASP), putative. The record is from RefSeq and is a predicted model, not a curated record. NCBI's taxonomy places the organism in Eukaryota, Euglenozoa, Kinetoplastea, Trypanosomatida, Trypanosomatidae. Bases 1 to 774 code for a protein of 257 amino acids. The transcript has a single exon.
AUGGCGAUGAUGACUGGCCGUGUGCUGCUGGUGUGUGCCCUCUGCGUGCUGUGGUGUGGUGCCUGCUGUGGUGGAUGUUCUGAAAAACCUCCAGUUCCUCCAGCUUCUCCGUCCAGUAAAGACAAGGAUCCUCCAGAAGUCGAAGAGACCACAGGUCUCGCUGCAGGAGAUGACCAAAGCGGUAAACAGAAAGCGCCACAAGCAGCAGCACCAACGGCGCCAGAAUCACAGGAAGUGCCAGCGAAAUCGUCACAGGCACCACAACCCGAAGGAAUAGUAUCAGAAACAACAAAUACAACGAAGGACAACAACGAUCAAAAAGAAGAAGGUGGUAAAAAGGGGGAAAAAGAAAAGGGGGCAGAGGAAGAGGAAGAGGAAGAGGAAGAGGAAGAGGAUGGUGCGAAAGAAAACGGGGAGACAAAGAAAGAAGAAGCUGUUACCGGCACCACAGAGGGGACCUCAGCAGGCGGUCAAGAGCAGCGAAGUUUAUCUUCUGGUGCGGAGGGAGCAUCGAAUAUAACAAAUCCCAACAGCACACAAACAACUGGAGACGAUGACCCAGCAGCUGAUGUUGCAGGGACAGCAGAGGGAAAACAAAGUGAAAAUGAAGAUGCCAAUCCGAAAGAAACACCAUUGACGGCCGCAGCCAUGAAAAAUGGCACAGCGACGCCUGGUGACAGUGACAGCAGCACCGCGGUCUCCCACACCACCUCCCCUCUUUUGCUUCUUCUUGUUGCUGCGUGUGCGGCUGCUGCUGCGGUGGUGGCCGCGUGA